AUGCGCAUGGGCCACGGGUUUGCCGAGAUAGACCGUUACAAGGAUACUGUCAAGGAUCUGCGCCUCCACCCUCUUGUGCUGCUCCUUUUGGUCCAGAUCAACCAAGCUGCAGGCGAAGACUUAUUUCGAUAUGUUGUCAGGUCGCUCGCGGCGUUCGAGCAAACGGUGCUUGAGAAAGCUUGCGAGAAGAGUGCGACUCGCAGGCACCGGAGCAGUGAUGGGCCUCCCGAGGAGGACAGAGGCAGCGCUAGCCCGCACUGUAACGCCGCUCGCAAGGCGGAAGAUGUGUCUGAUGCAACGAUGACUGGCUUCAAAGAUGGCCUGAUCGACUUGGAACACCUGAAAGAAGCAGUCGAUCGGAACUUGGUAUUUAAACGAGCAGCGAACGGGGACGCUGGUGGGGCGCUGGAGAGGUUAGGAUGUUGCGUCGAGGUAUUCGAGCGGUACCCUUGCGUGUAUCGCUUCAUGUUACAGUGGUGUCACCUUGCGCACGCUGCCCUGGCAGCCCUAGCAGCGAUUGAUGAUUCCAGAGCUCGAGAGCUGUAUAACCGGUUGCGGGAGGCCUACAAUCCGUCGCUCCCCACUGCCUCUCUGCCGGUGCCACCUAAGGAGGAGUGGCAGGGGCUGGUUACAUUUUGUCAUGACUUCCAGUGCAGGUGCGUGGGGGCGAGGGAAAGCCAACAAAAAGCAGAGCUCACGGGUCCACUCGGGCAGCUGAGCCACAAGUGUUCUGUAGGAUGGCCCGUUUCGGCGUGUGGAAGCAGUAUUCGAACUCGCCCUUGCUGGAUCUCCGCUGAUUCGUCCAUAAUUCUUUGCAAGUUGUUUGAGGGUAUCGUCGCGAGAAAACCCGACUGUACCAGCAACUGCGAAGGCUUGCAACAGACCCUUUGCAAGGACGAAGAUUUACGGUUUGUCGGUGAGGAACAUCAUGGAAGCGUGUCGGCGGGGGUCAUUUCCGAGGACGUGGUCAGCUCGAUCACGAUUUCCCCUUGCAGCAACGCCGACACACCAAUGGCAUCUACUGCUAGCUCGUGGGAGUUGAACGCAGAGUCUGCGCCACAGAUGAACCCAGGAUCGAGCUCGUCUGCUUCACAUGCCCACCGUGAAUCGGGCAGGGGAGGAUUAGGCAAUACGGGCGUUUUCGACGGUGCGGUCGAGGGGUGUGGUGGCGGCGUCUUAUCUGGCUUGGUGGCCCAAGUUCCGGAUAUGGCCUUGACAUCGCCGGGGUUGAGAAUGGUAGAUGGGACCACACGGGAGACCAGGCACAAAACAAUUGCCGAAGCAGACUGGCAGGAUGUUGCUUGUGUGUUGGAUGCACUCGACGAGAAGAGUCCGGUGCUUUGA
Messenger RNA from Ectocarpus sp. CCAP 1310/34, 1344 nucleotides. NCBI's taxonomy places the organism in Eukaryota, Phaeophyceae, Ectocarpales, Ectocarpaceae. The record is from the annotation of a GenBank genome assembly.